CACACUCCAGCACAGUAGGGGGCAGUAAUGCACCUUGAACGUCAGGGGCCACCCGCCAUCAAGGAAGAAGAAGAACUUCCGCUGAGGUCGACUCACGUUUAAAUCACAGCCCGCUUCACGUGAUCCCAGGACCGAGACCCGGACCGAGACCCGGUUCGACUCCCGCCGCCUCCACAUGGACUUCUCUCAGGCUUCGUCCGAGCUGAAGCAGCUGCUGAGCAAAGUGGAUCCGCCCGAGCUCCAGAAGGUUCUGACCUGGAUCCGAGACUCAGACGAGCUGGACCAGCUGCUGGUGGACAACAGGAAGGUGAUGCUGAGGAGCAUCGCAGACGACCUGAGGACCAGUCUUCCUCCAGACGCCAUGCUGCCCUCUGAGAUGCAGCAGCGUGCUCGGCCGACGGUUCACGUGGACGCGUUCCUGUACGAGGACGAGCAGGUGGACGCUCUGUGUGAGGAGGGGACCAUGAGCCGGACCUUCUGCCUCGCCUGUGGCUCCCAGAGGACGGCCCCGCUGGACUUCAUCUCUCACUCCUUCUCAGUGUCAGAGCUUCAGUUUCUGUUCCAGAACGUUCUCCCAGACCUGAGCGGUCGCACACUGGUGGAUGUGGGAUCUAGACUGGGAGCUGUGUUGUACGGGGGUCACGUGUACAGCUCGGCCUCUCGGCUGAUUGGCCUGGAGCUCAGCGAGGACUUCGUCCGGCUGCAGAACGACAUGCUGCAGAAAUACAAGCUGAACGACCGAGUGCAGGUUCAUCAGGCUGACGUCUGCACUCAGGAUGUUCUGCUGCAGAACACAGACGUUCUGGUCAUGAACAACGUCUUUGAGUACUUCAUGGAGCCCAGCGAGCAAAUCAAAGCGUGGAGGUACAUCAUGAAGAACCUGGUGAAGACAGGUUCUCUGCUGGUGACGGUUCCCAGUCUUCAGGAGAGUCUGGCCGCUCUGCAGGAGGCGCUGCGGCCCGGCUGGGUGGAGGAGCUUCCUGUGGACUACGACGUGGACCUGGGCAGAGACACAGACCCCGAGGCCCUUAGACAGAUCCACCUCUACAGGGUCAUGUGAACCGGUUCAGACGAGUCUGAACACCUUAAACCUGGUCUGAUUCUAGACUGGAGUCAGGUCUGAACUGGUCUGAACUGGACUCGUUUGAUCGGAUCCCUCAUGUGAUCUGGUCUGGUGUUUAUGAAUAUACCUGUUCACUCCUCCUGGAAGCUGGAACUGAAACUAACGAGGGUCCAGAUUACAAAUCCAGAAUUCUGCUGAGUCACUGUGACAUCACAGCUGGGUCAUGGAUUGUGUGACAGGGAUGAGCUGUGAGGUCAUGUGACAGAACUUUGUCUCAUUAGAUUUGUAUUAAUUCUCCUGAUUGAACAUUAAAUGAUGACAUUUCUGUUUGAGUUUC
Molecule: messenger RNA, 1400 nt
Organism: Platichthys flesus (European flounder)
Lineage: Eukaryota; Metazoa; Chordata; Actinopteri; Pleuronectiformes; Pleuronectidae
Exons: 8
Coding region: 176-1060 (294 amino acids)
Molecular function (GO): S-adenosylmethionine-dependent methyltransferase activity
Source: RefSeq, a predicted model, not a curated record